Fraxinus pennsylvanica is the source of this 2487-nucleotide messenger RNA. NCBI's taxonomy places the organism in Eukaryota, Viridiplantae, Streptophyta, Magnoliopsida, Lamiales, Oleaceae. The record is from the annotation of a GenBank genome assembly.
AUGGCUGCAGAAGAGGGGUCGUAUCCUCGUAAUUGGCAAGUCGGAUCGCCUGAGAUAGUCGAGGUUGGAGAGGAAAGCAUGAGCAUGGAUGGAGGUUUUAAUGAUGUUUAUGUUGCUGUUGGGAAAAAUGAUUUGCAUGUUGUUAAAUGGGCACUUGAUCAUGCUGUUUCUCCAGGGAAAAAUCGCGUUUUCCUUGUGCAUGUUUUCCAUCCUAUUACUUACAUCCCUACUCCAGUGGGAAUGCUAUCAAAGAGCCAAUUGAGCAAAGAGCAAGUGCAGGCUUAUGUCAAUGAGGAGAGUAACAGGAGGAUGAAUCUCUUGGAAAAAUAUAUUCGUCUAUGUAACGACAGAAAAGUAGAAGUAGAAACAAUGCUUGUGGAGAGCAAUGCAGCAGCCAAGGCAAUUCUUGAUCUGAUUCAUGUUGUUAGCAUUACCAAUCUUGUUAUAGGAAUCAAACAAUCACCUUUCACAAGGUUAUCUAGAAGGGGACAAGGUAAAGGAGAAUACGUUCAUAAGCAUGCACCGGAGUUUUGCAAGAUUAGUUUGGUCGAUGAUGGAAAAAUGACCAAGGGCAUUAAAAUGCACAAUGAUUUGAUGGGACAGCCACCGUUUGUGAUUCCACCACCAAGUGGUGAUGCACCAAGCUAUGGCCAUGGAGUACCAGCUCCGUACGGAGGUGUUCCAGUGGCACCUCCUUCUAUGAGGGGGGGUGAGAGAAUUGAAGGAGGUGGUGCUGGUACUUUUGGAAGGAAUUCUUCUUUUGAGCAUGGUGUUGGAAGAGGGUUCGAUGUUACCCAUGGUAACAGUAUAGGUGGCCGUGGUGGAGGAUUUAGCAAUGGAGUGAUUGGAGACAGGAGUGAUGGAAGAAGCCGUGAUGGUGGAAGAGGAGGUGGUGUUUCCGGGAGGGGUUUUGAUUUAGGUCGUGGCAGAGGUAGAAAUGGGAGAGGUGGAAAUUUUAGCGGUGGGCUUAGUGCAGGUAGGAGCAGUUUUCAUGGAGGUCGUGGUGGCAGUGAUUGGAGAGGGAGUAGGCCUAGAGAUGACUUAGAUAACAUUGCUCUUCCCAGGCAAGAUUUUGAUAACUUGGUUCCUUUUAGAAAGGACUUCUAUGUAGAGAGCCCGUCUGUGAGAGCAAUGACUGAGCAAGAGGUUGCAAGUUAUCGUGCUAGGCGGGAUAUUACUGUUCAAGGCAAUGAUAUACCCAAGCCAAUCCGAACAUUUCAAGAAGCAAGUUUUCCUGAUUAUUGCCUUGAGGUUAUUGCUAGAUUGGGUUUUACUGAACCAACUCCGAUUCAAUCACAAGGAUGGCCAAUGGCUUUAAAGGGUAGAGAUUUGAUUGGCAUUGCUGAGACUGGUUCAGGAAAGACCUUGGCCUAUUUGCUACCUGCUUUGGUUCAUGUUAGUGCUCAGCCCCGGCUGGCGCAAAAUGAAGGUCCCAUUGUAGUAAUAUUAGCUCCAACCAGAGAAUUAGCUGUUCAGAUUCAACAAGAAGCUUUAAAAUUUGGAUCACGUGCAAAUGUAAGGAGCACUUGUAUUUAUGGUGGUGCCCCAAAAGGUCCACAAAUUCGUGAUCUGAGAAGAGGGGUUGAAAUUGUGAUUGCUACUCCUGGAAGAUUGAUAGAUAUGCUGGAAUCUCAACAUACAAACUUGAGAAGAGUGACUUACCUUGUGUUGGACGAGGCUGAUCGUAUGCUGGAUAUGGGAUUUGAGCCCCAAAUCAGGAAAAUUGUUUCCCAGAUUCGCCCGGAUAGGCAAACCUUGUAUUGGAGUGCCACGUGGCCAAGGGAGGUGGAAACUCUAGCAAGGCAAUUUCUGCGCAAUUCUUAUAAGGUUAUCAUUGGGUCUCCAGACCUGAAAGCAAAUCUAUCUAUACAACAAGUUGUUGAAAUUAUGACAGAUUCGGAGAAAUAUAACAGGUUGAUCAGAUUGCUGAAAGACGUGAUGGAUGGAAGUAAAAUUUUAAUUUUUGUGGAAACAAAGAAAGGUUGUGAUCAAAUUACAAGACAGCUGAGAAUGGAUGGAUGGCCAGCGUUAUCCAUUCAUGGUGAUAAAAGCCAGGAUGAAAGGGAUCGAGUCCUUGCCGAGUUUAAGAGUGGCAGAAGUCCUAUAAUGAUUGCCACUGAUGUGGCUGCUCGUGGUCUUGAUGUGAAGGACAUAAAAUGUGUCAUCAAUUUCGACUUCCCAUCAAGUCUCGAGGAUUAUGUCCACAGGAUUGGGCGAACUGGUCGUGCAGGAGCCAAAGGAACUGCUUUCACAUUUUUUACCCACGGAAAUGCCAAGUAUACAAGAGAACUAAUUAAGAUCCUGCAACAAGCAGGACAAGCUGUUCCUCCUGAGUUGGCUGCGAUGGCCCGAUCAAGUGGAGGAGCUUCCGGAAGCAACUUCCGAUCCAGAGGUCGAGGAGGUUUUGGUGGUCGAGGAAGAUUUGGCAACCAUGGGAUAUCUGGGUCGAACACGAUCCCUCUUGGUGGUACAAGGAGGCCUUGGUAG